UUCAGAAAGCAGCCGCACUCUGAAUGAAACUUCACCUACAUGUCGCCUGAGAGAGCCAGCAGUGUUGUGGAGUGAUAUCCUCGGUUUUUCAGGUAUUUAUUCAGUGCAGGUGAUCAUGGGCAUCAAGGCUCAGCGCUCUCGAUGUUUCCUUGACAUUGGAAUCGGCAAUGUGCUCAUUGGCCGAGUCGUCAUCGAAUUGUUCUCAGACAUCUGUCCCAAAACAUGUGAAAACUUCAAAUGCCUUUGCACAGGUGAAAAAGGCAUCGGCAAAGGAACUCAGAAACCUCUCCAUUACAAAGGAUGUCUGUUCCAUCGAAUCGUAAAAGACUUCAUGAUUCAAGGAGGAGACUUCAGUGAAGGCAAUGGAAGAGGAGGCGAAUCCAUCUAUGGAGGCUUUUUUGAAGAUGAAAGCUUUGCUGUUAAACACAACAAGGAGUACCUGCUGUCUAUGGCCAAUAGGGGCAAAGAUACAAAUGGAUCACAGUUUUUCAUAACAACAAAACCCUCACCACAUCUGGAUGGCGUCCAUGUGGUUUUCGGUCAUGUGAUUUCUGGCCAAGAGGUUGUCCAAACCAUGGAGAACCAGAAAACGGAUCAUAAUAGCAGACCAUAUGCUGAGGUGAAAGUUUUGAACUGUGGAGAGCUCGUCCCUAAAUCUAAAGCCAAGAAAAAUGAGAAAAAGAAAGAGCGAGCAUCCUCCAGCUCCAGCAGUAGUUCCAGCGACUCUGAAAGCUCCUCCGAAUCCUCCUCUGAUUCUGAAGAAUCUGACAAAGAAUCUAAGAAGCGGAAAAAGAAGGCAAAAAAGCAAAAAAAGAAGCAGAAGAAGAAGCAGGACUCUAAAAGGUCAGAGCCUGAAAGUGCUGAAGAGAAAGAACAAGAAGAGUUGGUUACAUCUACCGUACGUCCUGAAGAAAUACCACCGAUCCCUGAGAAUCGGUUCCUCAUGAGGAGAAGCCCGCAGGCAGUCCAAAAGCCAAAAGAGGAGGCUGAGAAAGAGCAGAGAAAUAAAGAGGAAAGGCCCAGAGAGAGUUCUGGCAUAACAUAUAAUUCUCAGUCAGCAUAUCAUAGAAGAUUAGUGAUGACACGAUCCGGCAGGAAGAUAAAAGGCAGGGGUCCGAGGAGAUACCGGACUCCAUCUCGUUCAAGGUCCAGGGAUCGUUUUCGGCGUAGUGAAACUCCUCCGCACUGGCGUCAGGAGAUGAAGCGCCAGAGGAUGAGGGCGGUCACUGGCGAGCGCUGGAUUAAGGGUGACAAAGGUGAUAUGAAUGAGGCCAAAGAUGAGGCAGCUAAAGUUCCUAGAAGAGAAAGAAGGACCUCUAGCACAAAGCGUGAACACACAGCUGAGGGUAAAAAAGACAAGAAAAUGCGAUCUCAUAGAUCCAAAAGCAGAGAAGAGGACACUGAGCAGAAGGAUGAGAAGCACAGCAAACAGAAGGCAAAGAAAAGGGCCAAAUCUCAAAGCCGCAGUAAGAGCCCAGAAAAGAGUAGAAGGUCAAAAAGCAGAGAGAAGGGUCACAAGCCCAAAAGUGACAAGAAAGAUCGCUCGAGGAGCAAAGAUCGUAGUGUUAGUAAGAAAGAAAAGGAGUCUGAUUCCGAUCACAAUAAAGACAGAAAUAAGGGUCACGAGUCUGAUAAAAAGCCUAAAGAGGAUGCAAAAGGAAGAAAUGGUGAGAGAACUAGGACAAAGUCACAAAGCAAAGAAAGAACUGCAAAAGACGGGCACAGAUCGAGUAGCAGAAACAGGGACAGGGGUGGACGUGCAGCGUCAAAAGACAAAGAGGAAAAAAGAGAUAAAGACAGAGAGAGGGGCAGGGAACGCAGCAGGAGUCAGCAGAAGCGACACAACAGUGAAAAGGAGGACAAGAGGCGAGGAACAUCCAGGAGUAGGGAGCCUCGACCAAGAAGUCCAGACAGAAGUAAGACUAGGGACUCGCACAGGAGCAGGCGCUCCAGAAGUAAGAGCAAUAAGAGAGACCACAGCAACGAACAGUCAAAUCAUAGGAAAGACCGAGAAUCUGCCAACCAAAGGAGACGACGUAGCAGCAGCUCUGAGAGUGAUAGAGAAGAUAAAAGGAAGAGUCAUAAAAGCCCAGAUCCCAAGCGGAGAGCGUCAAAUAGUACCUCCAAAGACAGAAGAAGCCCAGCCAGACCAAGACCAGAUAGUACAAAAGGCAAAGACAGAAACAGCAGCAAGAGGAAUAAAUCGAGCUCGAGCUCCGACAGCGACUGAGCCUAUGAUAAUAUCUUAAAGGAAUAGAUCGGAAUUUUUUUCCCCCUUUUAUAUCCUCUACGCAUUCAGUAUCUAAUCAAACUUACCAUCCAGAGUGGAGGACUUUCCUCAUUGAGUGCAGAAAAAAGAAAGAAAAUCCACAUCCAGCCCAAACUUAAAUGAUUCUACAAUACAGCCUGUCCGACCCCAAUCCUUUAACUGUAAUAAACGGAGAAGCAGGGUCUGACUGAGACAAAAAAAAAAUGGCCCAGGACUUUUUUUUUUUUCCUUAUUUUACACAGACUAGCCUGAGGGGGCAGGGGAGGACGCUGCUGCUUUUGUUUAAUGGGCUGCUCAAGCGGCCCACGUAGCUACCAGCCCUCUAGGAUUCGUCCCGGUGCUCUCAAAGGCCAGUCCAACUCUGCGGAGGAGAGCGCGCAACAGAUGGAAGCUGUGCUGGAAAAAAGAAAAAAGAUCAAGCAGUAAAAACAACUGUCAGCAUUUAAUACAACAACUCAAAGCUGCAGUGACAGACUGUAGCAUCACAUGAGAUUCGGCUGGAUGGAUUGCCGACUGAAUUUCCCUUGGAUUAAGUGCUCCACACUACUGAUGGGUAACUGGAGCUGCAUGGCCAGUGAUGAGAAAAUGAUUAAAUGAUUUGUGACCGAGCAGAAAUUCAUUCACCUACAAUGUGGACUGCAGAGUGUAAAAGUACCCUAUGUUCUUUCAAUUGUACAUGACCAGAAGUCUGUUUGAAGGCUGUAUUUUUUAAUUUUGGAUUCUUUGGGAAAUUUAUAUUUUGGCUUUACAGUAGUUCCAUUUUCACAAAGUUUGUUAAACAAAAAUCAAAAAUUUUACUGCAACAGAGACACCCCCCCACCCCCCAAUACUUUUUCUACUGACGUUAGUUUUAAUGUUAUUUAAUGCAAUUGAUUUUGGGGAUAAGGACUGCAAAAUGUUUGUUACUUGUCAAGUUAUUUUUACUAUAGCAGUCAGUCUGGAAAAUAAACCCACUCAUUUCAAUUUCUUGCAUGAUUACCCCUGUUAAUGAUGUAUUAUGUACAUUCAUGACUUCUUUAUUUUUUACAUUCAUUGACCUAUUACUGUAAUUCUCGUGCUGUAAUUACAACAUAAAAUCAGUUUGUAUGAAUUGUUUUGUGCACGCUGGUUUUAAGAGCAACUCCCUGCGGUGUAGAAUGAAUUAAAAAUUUCCCCAUUGAU
Molecule: messenger RNA, 3430 nt
Organism: Scomber scombrus (Atlantic mackerel)
Lineage: Eukaryota; Metazoa; Chordata; Actinopteri; Scombriformes; Scombridae
Gene: ppig
Product: peptidylprolyl isomerase G (cyclophilin G)
Exons: 13
Coding region: 116-2230 (704 amino acids)
Biological process (GO): protein folding; protein peptidyl-prolyl isomerization
Cellular component (GO): nucleus
Molecular function (GO): peptidyl-prolyl cis-trans isomerase activity
Source: RefSeq, a predicted model, not a curated record